AUGCGCGCCACAAUAGCAGUACCAAUCACUCUCCUCCUCGUCGUGCGAGCCUACACCCGCAAAUCCCUGACACCUCUGGGUAUAGCCGCCGCAGCGUUGACUGCCACCAUACACGCUCUCCAUCCUUCACCAAUUCCGUUCACGCUGCUAUGCACGUUCUUCCUCCUUGGGACGGCCGCUACGAAGGUGAAGCACGACAUCAAAGCCACCCUUACUCAGUCAAGCAGCGGCCACGCCGGCGGCGAAGGUGCCAGAACGAGCGUUCAAGUAUUUGCCAACAGUGGUUGUGCCAGCGUGCUGGUCCUGUUGCACAUAUGGCUCUAUGGGAUCGGACACUCCAGCAAAACGACAUCUACAUGUUUCGGUGCGGGGGAGAACAAGACAGCAGAUCUUCUGCUCCUGGGUAUAAUGAGCAAUUACGCAGCCGUUGCGGCAGACACGCUGUCGAGUGAGCUGGGCAUCUUGUCCAAGAGCAGGCCUGUUCUCAUCACAAGUCUUCGCCCCGUCCCUCCCGGUACCAAUGGCGGGGUCAGUCUUGCGGGCUUCUCGGCUGGUGUCGGGGGAAGUGCGGCCAUAUCGGCCACGAGCGUGCUGUUGCUGAGAGUCUGCGAAGGAGGCUGGCUGAAACCUUCGCACGUGUUCCUCCUGCUCACCACAUUGGGCACUGUUGGAACGCUCCUCGACUCUCUUCUGGGUGCUUUCCUGCAGGCGUCCGUGAUAGAUCGUCGAACAGGAAAAAUCGUCGAAGGACCGGGCGGAGUCAAGGUGCUCACGACGCCUGGUCAAUCACAUGCCGGUGCUCCAGUCCACGAGCAAGUGGAUGGCCACGGCAACAAAGGAGGCGACAAAAGCCGCAUCAUCAAUUCUGGCCACGACGUCCUGGACAACAACCAGGUGAAUCUGAUGAUGGCUUCAAUCAUGAGCAUAGGGGGAAUUGUUGCAGGCCAGCUCAUAUGGAGCUAG
Capronia coronata CBS 617.96 is the source of this 963-nucleotide messenger RNA. RefSeq lists its product as uncharacterized. Gene Ontology annotation, cellular component: membrane. The coding region runs from base 1 to 963 and encodes 320 amino acids. NCBI's taxonomy places the organism in Eukaryota, Fungi, Ascomycota, Eurotiomycetes, Chaetothyriales, Herpotrichiellaceae. The transcript has a single exon. The record is from RefSeq and is a predicted model, not a curated record.